AUGUCUGAACCUAUUCCAGAGGCGAUCCCCACCUCCGCCGACCCUCGUUCUCACCGACCACUCAAACGUGCUCGUGGCGCCUACACUGCUAACCCCAACGUCCGCGCCAUCUCGCAGCAAGCCCAUGAACUCGAGACUCUCUUCCUCGACCCGUCACGGCCCGUGCAACUUCCUCCCCCAUCGAGCGCCGUGAAAAAGUCCCUGCCCGCGCCGCCUGAGAUCGUCGCGAACGUGCAAGGCUCGAGUGCCGGCGCCGGCUCUGGCGAGUUUCACGUGUACAAGGCGAGCCGGCGGAGGGAGUACGAGAGACUGCGCGCCAUGGACGAGGAGGCGAAGAAGGAGGAGGAGAACGAAAAGUGGGAGCGCGAAGAGCGGGAGAGGCGCGAGAGGGACGAGGAGAAGACGCGCCGGAACCGGGAGCGCAGGAAUCGCAGAAAGGGGAAGAAGGACCACCAGGAGAAACAGACGGACGGCGCUGUGAAGGGCACAAAGGAGGCUGUCCAGAAUGGAGAGGCGCACGGCGUGAAGAGGAAGGCUGGUGGGCCGCAGACACCGCCAAAAGAGAUUCAAGACGAGGAGCAAGGCUCCGACUUUGGUGUGGCGGAAGUGGUCAAAGAGGCUGGUAUCACGAUUCAUGAUGAUGAUUAG
Messenger RNA from Fonsecaea erecta, 648 nucleotides. RefSeq lists its product as hypothetical. Lineage: Eukaryota; Fungi; Ascomycota; Eurotiomycetes; Chaetothyriales; Herpotrichiellaceae. The transcript has a single exon. Gene Ontology annotation, biological process: negative regulation of protein kinase activity. Bases 1 to 648 code for a protein of 215 amino acids. Gene Ontology annotation, cellular component: nucleolus. The record is from RefSeq and is a predicted model, not a curated record. Gene Ontology annotation, molecular function: double-stranded RNA binding; protein kinase inhibitor activity; protein kinase binding.